Diaporthe citri is the source of this 1281-nucleotide messenger RNA. RefSeq lists its product as uncharacterized. The record is from RefSeq and is a predicted model, not a curated record. Bases 1 to 1281 code for a protein of 426 amino acids. Lineage: Eukaryota; Fungi; Ascomycota; Sordariomycetes; Diaporthales; Diaporthaceae. The transcript has a single exon.
AUGUCGGCGAGCAAUGCCACCUCCCUAAGUACGGGUGAUACUGCUGCGACAGUCUCCACGGCUACUGCGUCGGCGACGUCGGAGCCGUCCGCGACGCCGACCAGCACGCCGGCCGAUACGCUGACAAGUACUCCUGCUGACACUACCUCCACCUCCUUAGCUCCGGAGACCACCGCCAGUACUGCGCAGACGGUGACAACACCGACUUCAGAACCGGUGCCUACUACUCUCACUUCAGCAACAACUACCUCGGAUCCACCAACAACCCCCCCGACAACAACGGCAGAGCCUACAACUUUGACAACUGCUGAGACUACCCCAACCACGUCCUCGACGUCUGAGGAGACUACUUCUUCUUCGACAUCAACAACGGCAACCCCGACCCCGACGACAGAAACUUCAGUCUCUUCCUCUGUCAUUGUUUCUGAUGGGACUACGAGUACUCAGGUCAUUACGAGGACCGUCAUCAACACACCAACUCCCACCAACGCGGGCUCGGCGUCUGAGACCAGUGCCGGAUCGAUACAGAGCAGCGAGUCCAACUCCAGCAAUGGCAUAGGGACCGGUGGGACUAUCGCCGUCGCGGUGGUUGUCCCUAUCGCCGCUGUGGCAAUUCUGGUCGCUCUGGGCCUCUGGCUGUGGAGGAAACGCAAGGCACGCAAGGAGGCGGCUGAAGAGAGACGGAAGGAGGUCGAGGACUACACCUACAACCCGAACGCGGAUCCUACAAUUCCUGGCUCUGGUGGUGGCGCUGGCUACGAAAUGAAGGAAGACUCCUCGUCAGGAUACCGUGGAUGGGGAUCGACAACGUUAGGCGGCUCGACAGGCCGCAAGGCCUCGACGACCAUGUCCGGCGGCAUGGUCUCCGAUACCCCAUACUCAGACCAACCCUACUCCGACGGUGCUUCACCGACGCGGGCCACACACCCCGGCGAGCCCCUGAUGCAAGAAGGGCACCACUCUCCUGAAGGCGAAAUACUCGGUGCUAUGGGCCCGUCCACGGCUAACAAUCGGGGAGGCAACGUCCGGCGAGGGCCGUCCAACGCAUCCUCAUCCUACAGUGCCGGCGCACCCUCAGACGGGUCCGGAGAGAUUGGCCAGGCCUAUGGUGGAGACCAGUACUACGCACAAUACGAUCCUUACACCGAGAACGGUGCAUACAACAGCCCGCCUGGUGGUCAGCCUGUUAUUAGGGAUAACCCGGCACGACGAAACACGCGCAUCGAGAACCCCUCGCACUUCCCGCAAAACCAGAGCGCCGGCAUCUCACAAAACUUCUAA